This is a messenger RNA of Nanorana parkeri, 816 nucleotides long. Its product is annotated as tetraspanin-15-like. The record is from RefSeq and is a predicted model, not a curated record. The transcript is spliced from 6 exons. NCBI's taxonomy places the organism in Eukaryota, Metazoa, Chordata, Amphibia, Anura, Dicroglossidae. Gene Ontology annotation, cellular component: membrane. The coding region runs from base 112 to 816 and encodes 234 amino acids.
AUGAUGUCCCCUCCCUGUAUUCACUUUCUGUUUCUCCUCCACACGGAAGUGCUGUGUGUGCUUACAAUGAGUGAGGAGGAGGACGGAGCCCCCGGCUUGUGAUCAGCAGAUAUGUCUGGAGGUGACACAUGGAGGGCCACCCUGCGCUCCUACUACUGCAUCAAAUUCUCCCUGUCCUUCUACGCCACCCUGUUCUCGCUGAUAGGCCUCCUGAUCUUGUGCAUUGGCAUCUAUGCAGAGAGCGAGAGAAGGAAACAUCAGACUUUGGAAGGGAUCUUCCUGGCACCGGCUAUCAUCCUCCUCCUUCUGGGCAUCCUGAUGUUUGUGGUGUCAUUUAUCGGAAUGGUUGGAUCCUUAAGGGACAACUUGUUGCUUCUUAAAGCUUUCUUCUGGGUGCUCCUUGUCAUCUUGAUCAUUGAGCUCCUGCUGAUUGCCAUUGAAGUGGUUUUUGAAACUCAGAUGCAGAAAUUUGCACAUGCCAACAUCCUUGUGGGGAUGAAGCAUUACUAUGAUGACUUGGAUUUCAAGAACAUAAUGGAUUUUGUGCAAGAAAAGUUUUCCUGCUGUGGAGGAGAUGAGUUUAGAGACUGGGAGGUGAAUCCAUAUCACUCAUGUAACGGCACCGGACCUCUGUCGUGUGGAGUUCCAUACACAUGCUGCAUAACUGGAAAGAGACCCGGACCCGCACGGCUGUGCAGUUCGGGUGUGCGUAUGACAGCGUACGGCCCGGUCCUCCCAGGUGGUGCUACAUGCACCACCUGUCCCUCCCGGGAACGGCCCGAUAUGGGCGUGCAGGAGUUAAUGCAGUGUGAAUGA